Messenger RNA from Ylistrum balloti, 5601 nucleotides. Its product is annotated as glycogen phosphorylase, muscle form-like. Gene Ontology annotation, molecular function: pyridoxal phosphate binding; glycogen phosphorylase activity. NCBI's taxonomy places the organism in Eukaryota, Metazoa, Mollusca, Bivalvia, Pectinida, Pectinidae. Gene Ontology annotation, cellular component: cytoplasm. Gene Ontology annotation, biological process: glycogen catabolic process. The transcript has 16 exons. The coding region runs from base 85 to 2658 and encodes 857 amino acids. The record is from RefSeq and is a predicted model, not a curated record.
AUCUCGAGCGAGAAGAAAACGUCGAGGUACCGGGGAGACACACAGAGCUGUCAUCCAUCCAGAGUCAGUUUAAACAACCUAAACAUGGCUGCGCGUCCUCAGUCAGACGUUGACAAACGUAAACAGAUCAGUAUCCGUGGAAUUGCACCGGUGGAAAAUGUUGCGGAAAUUAAGAAAACAUUUAACCGGCAUUUACAUUACACUGUGGUGAAGGAUAGAAAUGUCUCCACCCCACGGGACUACUAUCACGCCUUGGCCCACACUGUCAGGGAUCACCUGGUGGGGCGCUGGAUCAGAACACAGCAGCACUACUAUGAACAGGACCCUAAGCGUGUGUACUACCUUUCCUUGGAGUACUACAUGGGAAGGACCCUUUCUAACACCAUGGUAAACCUGGGCAUUCAGAGCGCCUGUGACGAAGCUAUGUACCAGCUCGGCCUUGACAUUGAAGAGCUCGAGGAAAUUGAGGAAGAUGCUGGACUCGGCAAUGGAGGUCUCGGACGAUUGGCUGCCUGCUUCUUGGAUUCCAUGGCAACCCUUGGUCUAGCUGCAUAUGGAUAUGGAAUCCGUUAUGAUUACGGCAUCUUUACACAAAAGUUUGAAAAUGGAUGGCAGAAAGAGGAGCCUGACGAGUGGCUGAGGUAUGGAAAUCCCUGGGAAAAGUCUCGCCCGGAGUAUGUACUGCCAAUCAAUUUCUACGGGCGUGUGGUGGAGAACAAUGGAGUUAAACAGUGGGUGGACACAACAGUGGUGUUUGGUAUGCCGUUUGAUAGCCCUAUCCCUGGCUAUGGGAACAACACUGUUAACACAAUGCGACUGUGGGCAGCCAAGGCUCCAAACAGCUUCAACCUCAAGUUUUUUAACAAUGGCUCCUACAUUGAUGCUGUGUGUGACAGAAACCAAGCCGAGAAUAUAUCCCGGGUACUCUACCCCAACGACAAUAUGUUUGAGGGGAAGGAGUUACGUCUCAAACAAGAGUAUUUCUUGGUGGCAGCCACACUUCAGGAUAUUAUCAGAAGGUUCAAGUCGUCCAAGUUUGGUAGCAGGGAUCCAGUGCGCACAUCCUUUGAAUCAUUUCCAGACAAGGUUGCUAUUCAACUGAAUGACACUCACCCUGCGCUAGCUAUCCCGGAGUUGUUGAGAAUCUUGGUGGACAUUGAACAUGUUCCAUGGGACAAGGCUUGGCCUAUCUGUGUGAAUACCUGUGCAUACACAAACCACACAGUGCUUCCUGAGGCCUUGGAGCGUUGGCCUGUCUCGCUGUUGGGCAACCUCCUGCCAAGACACUUAGAAAUCAUAUACCUCAUCAACCAUAACUUUAUGCAGGAGGUAGGAAAACGUUUCCCAAAUGAUUUUGACAGGAUGAGGCGGAUGUCUCUAGUGGAGGAAAGUGGAGAGAAGAAAAUCAACAUGGCUCACUUAGCCAUUGUGGGCUCCCACGCCAUCAACGGUGUGGCAGCUAUCCAUUCCAACAUCAUCAAAAAUGAUACGUUUAAGGACUUCUAUGAUAUGUAUCCUGAGAAAUUCCAGAACAAGACUAAUGGUAUCACACCGCGGCGCUGGCUGCUGCUGUGUAACCCUGGUCUGUCUGAUGUCAUAGCUGAGAAAAUUGGAGAGACUUGGGCUACAGAUCUGUAUGAACUUGCCCAGCUUAAACAGUUCGUAGAGGAAGAGUCUUACCUGAACAAAAUCAUGAAGGUCAAACAGGAGAAUAAGAUGAAGCUGGCAGAGUACAUCCUUAAGGAAUACAAUGUGACAGUGAACCCAGCAUCCAUCUUUGACAUCCAAGUGAAGCGUAUCCAUGAGUACAAACGCCAGCUGAUGAACUGUUUACAUAUGAUCCUGUUGUACAACCGACUGAAGAGGGAUCCCAACAUGGCUUUCGUACCAAGGACAAUAAUGGUUGGAGGCAAGGCUGCCCCGGGAUACCACACUGCCAAGCUGAUCAUCAAGCUGAUCAACUCAGUGGCUAAGGUGGUAAACAAUGAUCCAAUUAUUGGAGACCGACUCAAGAUUAUAUACUUGGAGAAUUACCGUGUGUCCUUGGCUGAGAAAAUCAUCCCCGCAGCUGACCUGAGCGAGCAGAUCUCCACCGCUGGCACGGAAGCUUCAGGUACCGGAAACAUGAAAUUUAUGUUGAAUGGCGCACUGACCAUUGGCACACUGGAUGGAGCCAAUGUGGAGAUGAGGGAGGAGAUGGGGCCGGAAAACAUUUUCAUCUUUGGCAUGGAGGUUGAGGAGGUGGAACAAACCAAGAGAGAGGGGUACAACUCAAAACAGUACUAUGAAAGCAAUCCAGAGUUGAAACAGAUCAUCGACCAGAUGUCUAGUGGCUACUUCUCACCUGAUGAACCCCACCUCUUCCAGGAGCUGGUCAACAUUCUCCUCAACCAUGACAGAUUCUUGCUGUUGAAGGACUUUGAAUCCUACGUCAAAUGCCAGGAGCGUGUCAGUCAGACAUAUCUGGAUCAAGCUAAAUGGUCCAGGAUGUGUUUGUUGAACAUAGCUUCGUCAGGCAAGUUUUCCAGUGACCGGACAAUAUCAGAAUAUGCCAAGGAAAUUUGGGGGGUUACACCCAAUGAAUUGAAGCUUCCCGCCCCUCAUCAGUCUUUAGAUGAAAUGAUGGCACAAGCCAAUGUUGCUGCCAAAAAGGCCUGAGCAUUUGUAGUAGAUCAGGAAACUCAUCUUCCACUUCACUGUGAGAAAUUACAAUGACUGGUCCUUCAGUGAGAGGUGGCAUGCUGGAAACGGUGGAAGAAACAUGGCUAUAGUGACCCUAGAUUAUAACUGAAAGACCACCAAAAUUGUAUCCGAUACUUUAUAAUGGAAAAAGUAUGUUGGGAACGGACUUUCCCUGUUAUUGUGUAAGAAAGGUUAUGACAAGGUCAUACAGCAAAUGAUGGGUCGGUUAGUCUUUACAUGAGAAUCACAUACUGAAUUGUUAUAUGUAAUCAAAUUCUUGGCAGUGUUUUCUUUAGAGAAUAAAUAACUGUAGGUGCAUUCAUUUAAUAUAUACAUUUUCUUUUUUAAAUUUUGUAAAACAGGAUUAAUGUGAAUUCCAGAUGUUAGAUGUUAUCUAUGCUUGUGUAAUGUAAGUUAUGGAGUUUUUUUGUCUUGCAAUAGAUCUGAAUGUGUACUGGAAGUCAGGCUAAUUUUGAUGCAAGUCUUUUUAUAACGGCGCAUCUGAUACUAAGAUAAUUAAUCUAGAGUAGGUAUGUCUGUUACAUUGAUGAUAUUAUUUAUUACUAAUUAAUUUCCUAUUGUUUAAUGUAAUGAAUCAAUUAAGCUUGAGAGGUCAUUAUCAUUUCUUUUGCAUAAUGAAAUUUAGAACCAUCUUUUCCUCAGUUGUACUUUUCUAGAUAAAAAUCCGAGCAGUAUUAUUGAAAAAUUGGAAAUCCCUGUCCUUUAUUAUCAGAUCUUCUGUACAUAAUGAUCAUUGUGAAUUUAGGCCUGGACUGAACAAACCAAAAUUUCUAGGUGUUUGUAGUAUUUUUUGUUAUUCUUGGUACAUAUCAGGUUAGCAUAAUGCAUUAAUCCUUUUUUUAUCCAAAAGUUGAAGAUAAGAAAUGUGUAUUGUAAUUAAAUAUAUAUAUAUAUCUUUAUAUACUUUUUGAAGUGUAGUGUAGAAGCUUCAGUGUCUGUUUUUAGUCAUGUCACAAAAUUAGACAUACUGAGUAGAGUGCUGUUGCCAUCAAAUGUUGAACAUCACAUGUUAUAUCAUGGUACCCUAUUUUCUAACUAUCUGGGAACCGGGAAAUUACAUUGACUGAUCAAUUUAAAUGUAUUUGGACUACAUAUAAAGUAUCUGGAGAGCAGGUGCACCAGAGUUAUUGUGCAUUCUAGUUUAAGAUCAGGUUCAGAUGUACUUGGUUCAGAUUUAAGGUGACAAAAAGUUCUUUAUAUGACCUGAAAUACCUUGAGGCUCAUAUCUACAUUAGUUUAUACCUGAGAAGUGCAUAACAUGAUCUCUUACUAAAUUUUGCUAGCCAUCCAUAUUUGAGGAUUUUCAAAAGUUGUCCAUAAACACCAAUGGGCCUCAUUCAGCUUCUCUGUUUUCAAAAUGCUGCAACUUCUCAAAGUUUGAUUUAUCCUCAAGUAUUGAUUUUAAUUGAAGUAAUUGAAAAAUGUUUAUAUAUUAAGAAUAUGUUAAUGUGGAAUAAAACAUUUCUGCAGAUUGUAUGUAAUUAAACUAAAUCUUUGACUCAAUAAAUGAGUUUUUGUAAGACAGGACAUUGUUUCCUGGGAGUCCUCAGCUUUACCCGGUUCUGUAUUUAUAAAUUUUGUAUAUACAAUACUCUACAUCAAUAUUCUGUUGUUGACCUUCACUUUUUGUUGCAGUUAACUUUGUGUUUGACACAGUAUAUAUGAUAAAGAUUUAUUGACGGGUAGGUAACGAGGACUUUAAUUAACCAAUACCUGAGGUUAACCGCUUCAGUAUCUAUGAGCAUGUUUGUGAUGGAGUUUGGUGACUUCUUCAUAGUCUACUGGAAAAGACUUGAAAAGGUCACUGUAAAUAUUAUUUUCUAGAUUUUUUCUAUUUUUGACUGUUUUGGAAAAUUUUGCAAUAUUUACAUUCAUGGUACUGAUAUGUAUGCUGCAUGUUUUGUUUGGUUAGAAAGCUUUCUGCUCUACUUUGAAGAAAACUUGUCCCAAAGUCAGCCAGGUUUCUGAAUACUCUAGAUAUAGGCCAAGUGCUGGAUAUGAUGUCAUAGAAAUUACUGUCAACAUACACAGUUUGACUGCAUAUGUGUAGUUUAACAGGACAUAAGAUGCAUCAUAUAAAUAGAGACAUGUAGUCAAUGUUGGAGAUUGUUACAGAAGUAACCUGGAGUCUGUGUUCCUUUUUAAUCCUAGUGAUCUUCCUUAGCCAAACCCGUUACCUGAAUAUUUCCUGCCAAAUCUGUUAUCUGAACAUAUUUUGCCUAUGUAAGGUUUAGAUAUCAGACUGAUAUUUAAAUUUUAUCAAUUUCCAUUCACAAAUGAUGGAUAAAAGCCAUGGAAUGCUAGCUGAAUGAUAUGGUGUUUUACUUAAAUGAGUGAUGGGAAUGAGGAGAUUUAUCCUGUAUAUUUAUUUACUAAAACAUCUAGCAUCUUAUUGCCAACAAAAGUUGUUGGACUGUGACUGAUCUCAACCGUGUCAUGUAGACACUGACUGGAUUGUGUCAGAGCAGUGGAGCCUGGAUUACCAUCGCUUUACACUGAGCAUUUAAACUGGCAUGACCUUGUCACCACCACCAUAGUACUUCAGAUAUAAACACCUUGAAGUUGUUUACAAGUGAAUGCAGUGGUGUAAAUUAUAUCCACCUUUUUAACAUCACCACAUGAUUGAUUUACAGGUAUUUCUCGGGGAAAAAUCUCUUACGGAUGCUGAUUAUCACUACAACUUAAAUCAGGUUAUCUUUGAUAUAUGUCAUGACUUCUAUAUUUUGUAGUACAAGUGUAUCAUUUCUACAAAGUGUGUCAUAUAAUGUAAAAAUCGGGCAGAUCUGUAAAGAAAUGAAACUGUACCCUUUAUAUAGCAAAGGAUUGUUCAUGUCGAUAGAUUGAUGGCAGAUUGUGUAAUACUUAGUUUGUUGACAAAUAAACCUGUUAUUUACUUUA